This is a messenger RNA of Momordica charantia (bitter melon), 626 nucleotides long. RefSeq lists its product as uncharacterized. The record is from RefSeq and is a predicted model, not a curated record. Lineage: Eukaryota; Viridiplantae; Streptophyta; Magnoliopsida; Cucurbitales; Cucurbitaceae.
GGGCUCUCCACGAGACAUCAGCCUAAUCUUCUUCAAGUGCACCCGAUGGCAACUGGAAGAAACCAUGGAAAAACUCAGUUGUCCUUAUCACUACUUCUGCGACAGCAUCUAUGCCGGGGACUACCCCGCCGCAGUCGAUUUCCUCGUCCUCGCCUUCACCGUCGCCGCCUACAGACGAGGCGCUGGUGGUCGGCGGCAGGUUGUUGUCUUACAGGGGAUGGUCGAGGACAACGUUUGUUGUGGUGUGUGCUUUGGGGGCGAGAAUUGUUUGUCGGCUGUCGGGAGAGAAGGCAACCACAAAAUUUGGUGGGGUUUUGAGGUUGUUGUUGGAAGGCUUGGGAUGGGUGCUUAUAACGUUGGACUCUGUUUAUUUGAGUAGGAACUCUUUGUUGGAAGGGGCUGUGUAUGGUGGAAUAUUUGCUCUGGUGUUUGUUCAUGUGAUUAAAUUGGUGCUGAGGAGAUGGCGGAGGGUGUGUGGUGGGAAUGAGGAAUUGGAGAAAGUGUAAAAGUGGUGUUUUUUGUUUUUGUUGUAUUUUUUGGCGACUGGCCAACUUGAUUUGUAUGUACAUAGAGACUGUUUGAGUUAGUAACUCAUCAGAUUAGAUCAAAGGUUUUUUCUUUUUCUU